UUAAAAGUGAUUUUUUGCUUGCUUUGUUUACAAAAAAAAAUGAAUUCGUUUAUUGUGUUUGCAUUCUGUCUUGGAGUCGCUUUUGCCGGCGUAGUUCCAGUUGAUAAUUCCUUGAACGAAACAAACUCCGAGCAGGAAAUUAAAUUGCGUGAGUCCAUUGUGUCAAAUCAAAUAUCGGAAGUGACACGGUUGAUUGGAGAAGGUGUCAAUGUGAAUUGCACUUACUAUGGAAACCGGACAAUGCCAUUGCAUUUAGCGGCCAAAAAUGGCAAUGUUGACAUUAUGAAAAAACUCAUUGAAAAUGGAGCUGCAGUCGACGGGAAAACCCAUAGAAGAGAGACUCCAUUACAUUAUGCUGCUGCUUUUGGAAAAGCGGAUGCUGCUAAAAUUUUACUACAGCACGGCGCCGAUGUCAAUGCAAAGAAUGUCAAGUCUAAAACGCCUUUGCAAUAUACAUCUUAUCAGGGCUAUAUCGAUGUGGCGAAAAUUCUUAUUCAGCACGGUGCCGAUGUUAAUAGUAAAACUCAUUUCAAUGUGAGACCAUUGAGUACAGCUGCAACGAAAGGUCACACGGCCUUGGUUAGGUUGCUUAUCGAGAACGGUGCUGAAAUAAAUGCGCAGAACUCUUUUGGCUACACACCUCUUCACUGGGCCGCAUCAGAAAACGGAGGCAAUUUGGAGACAGUCAAAGCUCUGAUUGAAGAAGGGGCCAAUGUUAAUAUCAAAAGCUCCGGCGGUCAAACUCCACGCGACAUGGCGCAAGCUCCAGAAAUCAUCGAUGUUCUAAAAGAAGCGGAAGAGAAACAGGCACAAGCAGGACACUGAAUUUUGAUUUUAAUUUACCAUAGAUUUGCCAAGUGAAAUAGAAACACGGCACAAAAAAUUGAUAGAAAACUCGAAAUAAAAGUUUAAAUUAAAACUCGACAAAUAAACUGACUUAUGUUA
This is a messenger RNA of Sitodiplosis mosellana (orange wheat blossom midge), 945 nucleotides long. Its product is annotated as putative ankyrin repeat protein RF_0381. Bases 40 to 825 code for a protein of 261 amino acids. Gene Ontology annotation, molecular function: protein binding. NCBI's taxonomy places the organism in Eukaryota, Metazoa, Arthropoda, Insecta, Diptera, Cecidomyiidae. The record is from RefSeq and is a predicted model, not a curated record. The transcript is spliced from 10 exons.